This is a messenger RNA of Orbicella faveolata, 658 nucleotides long. Its product is annotated as cytochrome c oxidase subunit 4 isoform 1, mitochondrial-like. Gene Ontology annotation, biological process: mitochondrial electron transport, cytochrome c to oxygen. The record is from RefSeq and is a predicted model, not a curated record. Lineage: Eukaryota; Metazoa; Cnidaria; Anthozoa; Scleractinia; Merulinidae. Gene Ontology annotation, cellular component: respiratory chain complex IV.
CCGCGCGUUAAUAACGUUAGUCUUCCGCCAUCUUGUUGGAGUUUGGCCAUCUAAACUUUCAUCAUGGCAAGUUUAUUGAGGAUGGGUGCUCUCCCUCGACUUUACGCUAGAAUUGCUUGUAGGCAAAUCCAGACGUCGGCUGCACGGAGAUAUGAGCCUGUUCCAACGGUUAGACGGGAGUAUGGGUCUGAAUUAGCAGCCCUGCAAGCCAAGGAGAAGGGUCCGUGGACCGAGCUUACAAAAGAAGAAAAAAUAGAUUUAUACAGAGCCCAGUUUGUAAAAACCAUUGCAGAGGAAAAAGUUCAAGAACCAUAUAUGAAGAAGAUGAUUGGAAUGCUUGCUUUAUUUUUGGCUGUAUCAGUUGGUUUGUUUUCAUUUCUCAGGAAGUAUGUUGGUCCAGAGAAGCCCCGCACACUCACUCCUGAGUGGCAAGCUGAAGCUGUCAAGUUGGCAAAGAAACGGAGGUCAAACCCCAUCAGUGGAAUAGGCUCCAAGCAGUAAACAUUUACAGUGUUGUUUCAUGCUCAACUUUGUUCUAAGCCUGCUUUAGUUUGUGGUAAUUUUACGAAUUUCGAAAUACCUUUGUUUGACUGUAUGCUCAGCUAAUUAUGUGUAAAUAAAGGACGUAGUAAUAAAGCAUUGCUGCACUUUUAAUUGU